This is a messenger RNA of Mugil cephalus (flathead mullet), 3979 nucleotides long. RefSeq names its product dipeptidyl peptidase 9-like. NCBI's taxonomy places the organism in Eukaryota, Metazoa, Chordata, Actinopteri, Mugiliformes, Mugilidae. Gene Ontology annotation, molecular function: serine-type peptidase activity; dipeptidyl-peptidase activity. Bases 280 to 2937 code for a protein of 885 amino acids. The transcript is spliced from 21 exons. Gene Ontology annotation, biological process: proteolysis. The record is from RefSeq and is a predicted model, not a curated record.
UAAGCGCUGACAUCAGAUCUACCAUGACUGACGCUGACGCCACAGCAGCGGUGCAGCGCUGAAAGGGUUCCGGUGUGUACCCUGUCAUGACUAAGGUUCCGCCUCCUCCCGAUCUGAAAGCCAGUUAUAUUCUGUGUGUGGCCAUUCUGGGCCAUGGAUACAACCUUUAGCAGUCGCAAAAUCUGUUUAUUGACGCCUAGCUAAUAAAGACUUCAACCUGGUUAAAGCAACAGUGGCCAGAUUGGUUACAGGAUUGGAGUCAGGUGUGUUGACCGGUGAAUGCAUAGAGUCAAGAAGGUCAGACUUUGUGACAAUAAAGAGGGUAUUUGGAAAAGCUGUGUGGCUGUGAGCAUGACAGCGGUGGACGGCCUUUCGGACAGCACAGAGGUGGUGGAGAUGGAGGAUGUGCCAUCUCAGUUCUUUGUGGAGAAACACUCUUGGGAGGGCCUCCGCGAUAUUAUCCACUGUAGCAGGAAGUACUCGGGCAUGAUCGCCAACAAGGCCCCCCACGACUUCCAGUUUGUGCAGAAGAAGGACGACAAUGGGCCCCACUCCCACCGCUUGUACUACCUCGGAAUGCCUUACGGAAGCAGAGAGAACUCGUUACUCUACUCAGAGAUUCCCAAGAAGAUACGCAAAGAGUCCCUUUUAGUGUUGUCAUGGAAACAGAUGCUGGAUCACUUCCAGGCUACACCACACCAAGGGGCCUACUCCCGGGAAGAGGAGCUGCUCAGAGAGCGUAAACGUUUGGGAGCGUUUGGUAUCACUUCUUAUGACUACCAUUCCCAGACAGGCUUGUUUCUCUUCCAAGCCAGCAACAGCCUCUUCUACUGUCAAGACGGAGGCAACAAUGGCUUCAUUCAGUCUGCACCAGUAAAGCCUGUGGAAAUCAAGACCCAGUGCUCCGGGACCCGGAUGGACCCAAAGAUCUGCCCCGGAGACCCUGACUUCAUAGCCUUCAUCAACAACAAUGACCUGUGGAUAGCCAACAUUAAGACGGGCGAGGAAAGGAGACUCACGUACUGUCAUAAAGGUGUAGAUAAUGUUAAAGAGGACCCUAAGUCUGCAGGUGUAGCAACAUUCGUCAUCCAGGAGGAGUUUGACCGUUUCACUGGCUACUGGUGGAGUCCCUCAGCAGUAGAAGACCCCAGCGGAGGUAAAACGGUUUACCUUCUGUACGAAGAGGUGGACGAGACGGAAGUAGAAAUCAUUCAUGUUCCAUCUCCGGCGCUGGAGGAGCGGAAAGCGGACGCAUACAGAUAUCCUCGCACAGGUAGUAAAAAUCCCCAGGCUACCCUGAAACUGGCCGAGAUCAAGACCGACCAUCAAGGAAGAAUCGUGAGCACACAAGAUAAAGAGCUGGCUGCCCCCUUCACCUCUUUGUUUCCUGGGACAGAGUACAUCGCAAGAGUAGGAUGGACAAGUGACGGCAAAUAUGGCUGGGCAGUGCUGCUGGACCGCAGUCAGAGGAAACUACAGCUGGUUCUGCUGCCUCCAGCGCUCUUCAUCCCUGUGACGGACGACCCAGCUCUGAGGCAGGAGAGUCUGGAGGCUGUGCCCAGCAACACUCAGCCGUACAUCAUCUACGAAGAGACCACAGAUGUCUGGAUAAAUGUCCAUGACAUAUUCUAUCCUUUUAUUCAAACAACAGAAGAUGAGUUUACAUUCAUUUGGGUAAAUGAGUCAAAAACGGGUUUCAGUCAUCUGUAUAAGAUCACAUCCCUCUUACAAGUGGGCUCCUACCGUUGGACAGAUGACUACCAACACAUAGAGGGAGACUUCAAAUGUGCAAUCAAGGAGGAGGUUACAUUGACCAGUGGAGAAUGGGAAGUGCUGGCCAGACAUGGUUCCAAGAUCUGGGUGAAUGAGGCGACAAAGUUGGUGUACUUCCAGGGCACUAGAGACACUCCUCUGGAGCACCACCUCUACGUGGUCAGCUAUGAUUUGCCUGGAGAUGUGGUCAGACUAACCAAACCUGGCUUCUCUCAUAGCUGCUCUGUUAGUCAGAACUUUGACUUUUUUGUCAGCCACUACAGUAACGUGAGCACGCCCCCCUGUGUUCACGUCUACAAACUGACUAGCUCAGAGAGCGACCCGUUACGCGUGGUGCCCGAGUUCUGGGCCAGCAUGAUGGAAGCACCAGGUUGCCCGGGUGAUUACAAUCCACCUGAGAUCUUUGAUUUCCAAGGGAACUCAGGCUUCCGGCUGUAUGGGAUGGUGUACAAGCCUCACAACAUGCAGCCUGGCAGGAAACACCCGACGGUUCUCUUUGUGUACGGAGGCCCACAGGUGCAGCUGGUUAACAACUCCUUCAAGGGGAUGAAGUACCUCCGCCUGAACACCCUGGCUUCUCUGGGCUACGCUGUGGUCGUCAUCGAUGGGAGGGGUUCCUGUCAGAGGGGCCUUGAAUUUGAAGGAGCUCUGAAAAACAAAAUGGGUCAGGUGGAGAUUGAAGACCAGGUGGAGGGGCUGCAGUACGUGGCGGAGAAGUUUAACUUCGUGGACCUGAGCCGUGUCGCCAUCCACGGCUGGUCCUACGGAGGUUUCCUCUCCCUCAUGGGCCUCAUCCAACGGCCCAAUGUCUUCAAGCUGGCUAUUGCAGGCGCCCCGGUGACCGUGUGGAUGGCCUACGACACGGGCUACACAGAGCGCUACAUGGACGUGCCUGAGAACAACCAGCAGGGCUACGAGGAAGGAUCAGUGGCGCUGCACGUGGACAAGCUGCCUAGCGAGCCCAACCGUUUGCUCAUUCUCCAUGGAUUUCUGGAUGAGAACGUGCACUUUUUCCACACCAACUUCCUAGUGUCACAGAUAAUCCGUGCUGGGAAGCCUUACCAGCUUCAGGUUUAUCCUAAUGAGCGGCACAGUAUUCGCUGCCCUGAGUCUGGAGAGCACUACGAGAUAAUGCUGCUGCACUUUCUACAACAAUACCUCUGAAAUAAAAUGAGACAACAGGGGAGAAGUGACGUCUAGUUUUACCCCUCCAGUUGUCCGCUCAUCUUUAUUCUCCAUGACGCCCCCCUCCCUCCCUCCCUCCCUCCCUCCCUCCCCAUGUUGCCCACCGUUCAUGCCCGUCAUCAAGAAACACAUCGUUCACAGGGCCACUGUCUCCUGUGAACCAGUCAUCUCACUUCACUAUAUUCCCUCUUUCACUCUUUCUGUCUUGUUCUGUUACUCACUCGCUCGGUGCUCUGUCUCCUCUAUGCCCUCCCUCCCCGUGUACAGUCUGGGGUAUGGUUUACGAGCACAGACAUUUGGUGUCUCACCCUGAAAACUGAACAAAGACAAGGACAUAUGGAGAAAUAUUUGCAGGCUGUGUCACAUUGACUCAUCGCUCACCCGCGUCCUCAUCUCUAUAGCCAUGAUGGUUUUUGCCAAAUGUUAUCGUGUUGUUCUUCCCUUCGCCCCGCCCCGCGUCAUUCACUUAAGAGUGGUAGGAACGGGGUUACAGUUCAUGGAUAUGAAAUGGAAUCUAUACACAUAUUCGCAGACAUGAGCCCGCACACUAUACGUACAUAUGUAAAAUACAGAUUAUUUCCUACACAGACACUCACGAAGACACAGAAUCGCAAUAUCCAUGCAUACUGUGGGUCUGCACCCUUGCAGUUUGUGUAACGAUGAAGAAAGGAAGAAAAUCAAGGCUCUUCCUCUGUCCACUUGUUUUUAGUGUGUGUUGUUUAAAAUCAGAUAUUUUUAUGGAUUUUUAUUUUUUCUUUUUAAAUGAGCGGCAACGGAGGCCGCUCAUCGAUAUUUCUGUGCCGUUUUCUCCCUCACAUCACAUUGCUCGAACUGUCUGCUUGCCUUCUUAACACAUAAUUUAUAUUUGCCAAAGUACCUCUUGACUCUUGAUCAUGCUGGUAUUUCCUUUUUUUACUGCAAUAAAGACAACCGGAGGGUGAGCACUGGAGUCUUACAACAGCUUUGUACCACCGAAAUACAAUUUGUACAUGAUGAUGAAUAAAUGUAUGAAUCAAUCACA